CUUCCGGUUGACUUUUAUCUAGUCUUCUUCAUCUGCCUCCGAGAAUGCCUCGAAACAAGUAUCAUUGUGUCGGUGCUACUCACGUUCUUGAAGCAGUCGCUUGGGGCAGAGGAAGAUCGUGAGGCAUAUCGGAAGCUGGUCAAGCAGGUUUGGCUUGGGGUGGCUCUUGGUGUUAUUGUCUCUGUUUGCAUCGGAGCUGGCUUUAUCGGAGCGUUCUACGGCCUGGGAAAGGAUAAAUUCUCCAGCUCAUCAGAUAUCUGGGAAGGUGUCUUCUCGCUGGUUGCCAGUGUUAUUAUCACCGUUAUGGGAGCUGCCCUUCUACGGGUCAACAAACUUCAAGACAAAUGGCGAAUCAAAUUAUCCCAGGUUUUGACGAAAAGAAAUGGCGAGAACGAAACACGAAGAGCCCGGGUCAAGCUUUGGAUGGAAAAGUAUUCGAUUUUCAUGCUUCCUUUUGUGACUGUUCUGCGUGAAGGUCUCGAGGCCGUAGUAUUCAUCGGUGGUGUGAGUCUGAGUUUCCCUGCACAAUCUUUCCCGCUGGCAGUCAUUACGGGUCUGUUGGCUGGUGCUGUCAUUGGAUAUAUCCUGUACCGUGGCGGAAAUCAAGCCUCACUACAGGUCUUCCUAAUUGUUUCGACGUGCUUCCUCUAUCUUGUCGCUGCUGGUCUAUUCUCGAAGGGAGUCUGGUUUCUUGAAGCUCAUGCUUGGAACGAUAAGGCGGGAAGCGGCGCUACCGAGAAUGGCUCUGGUGCUGGCUCAUAUAAUAUCCAGCAAAGUGUCUGGCAUGUCAACUGCUGCAAUCCACUCACCAACGGAGGAGGCGGCUGGGGCAUCUUUAGUGGAAUCCUCGGCUGGCAAAACUCUGCCACAUAUGGCUCGGUCAUCUCGUACAACAUCUAUUGGAUCGCAGUCUCCGUCUGGUUCAUUGGGCUCCGACAUCAGGAGCGCCAUGGAAAAUUCAAACUGAUUGAUCGGUGCCUUGGGCGAUGGAGAAGUCAAGAAACCGAGUGGCAAGAGCAGGCUGUCUUUACCAACCCUGAAGUGGUGACUGCUAGUGGCGCCAAAACGUCUGGUCCUUAG
This is a messenger RNA of Penicillium nucicola, 1080 nucleotides long. Its product is annotated as FTR1 family protein. Gene Ontology annotation, biological process: iron ion transmembrane transport. Gene Ontology annotation, molecular function: ferrous iron transmembrane transporter activity. The annotation marks the transcript as partial. The transcript has 3 exons. Lineage: Eukaryota; Fungi; Ascomycota; Eurotiomycetes; Eurotiales; Aspergillaceae. Gene Ontology annotation, cellular component: plasma membrane; high-affinity iron permease complex. The record is from RefSeq and is a predicted model, not a curated record.